UGAUGGAUCUCCACAAGAAGAUGUACCCAGAUUCCCGCACAGCAGCUGAAACUUCUCUACGCAGAAAAAAAGGAGCCGCUACCGUACAUGUUCUGGGAGAUCUCCUCCGAGAUAAAUUAGUCCGGAAGCUGAGGGAACACAAGUUCAGUUUGAUAAUUGAUGAAAGCACGGAUCGCUCAACGAGUAAAACACUUGCUAUCGUUGCCAAAUAUUUUGAUUUUAAGGAAAAUUCAUUUAAAACAGAGAUGCUUGAUAUGAUUAAUAUUUACAAUGGAAAUGCAGAGGGUUCAUCAGGGGAGAAUUUAUUCAAUAUCAUAAUCAAAACAUUAAAUAAUUUUCUGAUACCUUUAAGUAAUGUUAUUGGGUUUGCAGCAGAUGGGGCAUCAAAUAUUUCUGGUAGAAUAAAUAGUGUCACCAGCAGACUGAGGCAAGAGAUGCCAGGAAUAACCAUAAUGAAAUGUGUAUGUCAUAGCAUUCAUCUUUGUUCUAGUGAGGCAGCAAAGGCGCUACCACGAUCUUGUGAAGAUUUGGUCCAGAACAUUUAUAACUUUUUUGCUCACAGUGCCAAAAGAAAGUAUGAAUUUAAAGAAUAUCAACUGUUUUGCAAUAUCAAGCCUCACAAAUUACUCCAUCCAUGUGCUACCAGGUGGUUAUCUCUCCACAGCGCCGUAUCUCGAGUUCUGGAGCAGUGGCAACCUCUUAAACUUUAUUUUUCUAACAUAGUUGAAGAAGAGAGGUUGAUUGCUGUUGAAAAAAUUCACAUGGCACUAAAAGAUCAUUACAUUUUCAUUUAUCUAAAUUUCAUGAACUACAUCCUGCCUCACUUGGAUAGGGUAAAUCUCUUGUUUCAGUCUAAAUCGCAGACUCUGCAUUUCCUUCAUGGCCAAAUUACUGAUUUGUGCAAAGUACUUUUAGAAAAAAUAUGUGAUCCACUUAUCAUAGCUCAAAGACCCCUGCAGUAAAUUGACCCUUCCGAUCCAGCAAACCAUUUGCCUGUAAAUCAAAUUUACCUUGGACCUCAGUUACACCAAUGGUUUCAAACCUCUGAAUAUCUUAGAGAUCCUCAGUUUAUUCCUACAGUGAAGAAAACUUGCAGAAA
Penaeus monodon (black tiger shrimp) is the source of this 1099-nucleotide messenger RNA. RefSeq lists its product as uncharacterized. The transcript has a single exon. The record is from RefSeq and is a predicted model, not a curated record. The coding region runs from base 3 to 962 and encodes 319 amino acids. Lineage: Eukaryota; Metazoa; Arthropoda; Malacostraca; Decapoda; Penaeidae.